Molecule: messenger RNA, 1440 nt
Organism: Malaya genurostris
Lineage: Eukaryota; Metazoa; Arthropoda; Insecta; Diptera; Culicidae
Exons: 3
Coding region: 318-1277 (319 amino acids)
Cellular component (GO): chitin-based extracellular matrix
Molecular function (GO): structural constituent of chitin-based larval cuticle
Source: RefSeq, a predicted model, not a curated record
AAAAACACGCCUGGAUCAAAACACCUCAGUAUAAGACCCACGCGUUGCGGGUUACAGCUGCUUAUUUGUUUUCGGAGUGUCUCAUCGAACGGACCAAUAUCUUGGCGUGCAGUGAACUGCUAUAAACGAUAAACGAUAAACGAUACUUUCACUAUCGACCGACUGACUCGCUCGGAACGCACCCAUCGAUCCAUGAAACGUUAUUCUCAAGGAUAAAUAGUUUGGUCGGGUUCGUCGCGUGUGGUUUAGGUGGAGCGUAGAUUUUUAUCUGGAACAGUGUCAGUGGACUCCAGUCACCGAGAUCAGGAGAACAAAUUAUGAAGAGUUUAUUAUUGCUGAUCCCUCUCGUAGGGCUCCUGUCACUGGCCGGUGCCCAGUAUGGACCACCACCACCCCGGAUCAACAUCCCCGGAGCGAUUCCGCUGCCCGUUGUACGUGGUGUACCGAUUCGUGAGGAACGAGUGUUAUCCCACUCGGGCCCUGUGCUGCGAGUGCGCCGACCGGGUGCAAUCCGUCCUUCGAUACCAAACUCGAUACCCAUUUCUACCCCCAAAUUCCUGGCGCCAGAAGCUAAACCCGUUACCGAAGACCAUGAGGACCACGAAAAUUCCCAACCAUUCGUCCCGAUUAUCCACACCUCACCCGCUCCCCAACAGCACUCCAUUCCUGAUGAUUUUGACGAACGUGAAAUUCAACAGAACAUCCUUUCCCGCUUCAACUCACAGGAUAACCGGCCUGCUCCAGUACCCCGGGCCCAGAUUCCCGAGCGAUUCUUCUCGACGGACAAGGAUGUCUCCACCAAUGCACAGCGUUUUGCCAUAGCACCGGAACGACCUUCUGCUCCGGUCCCCGCACCAAAGCAGUACCGUCCGGCACCACAGCAAGUCAUCUCUAGACCAACUCCUGCGCGUCAGCAACAGCAUUUCGACGAAGACCGACCACACACCCGACAGCAAGCCGAAGAUGAACGCCGUCGCAAACCCGUGGCACAGAUUCUGAGAAAAUGGCGUGAGGAACACGAAGAUGGUUCCAUUACCUGGGGCUUUGAGAAUGAUGACGGUUCUUUCAAGGAGGAAACUAUCGGAAUUGACUGUGUCACUCGUGGAAGCUACGGCUACGUCGAUCCUGAUGGCGAAAAGCGCGAAUACAGCUACGAAACAGGUAUCCUGUGUGAUCCCAACAAACGUGACGAGGAAGAUGAGGAAGAAUUGGAGGAAGAGAUUCGCAACGCUGGCAAAACGAAACGACCUGCCCAGGCACAGUACAAUAGAAAUUAAGACUUAUUUUUUUUGUAAAAUCUAACGUGACGGAAAACUUUCCCUUUGGAAAAUUCGCUAAAUUCAAUCAUCGUUUCAUUCGUCAUUAGGAUUGUAUUUAUUUUACUUGUACGACUUAAGAUGUCUAAUAAAGAGAAGGAAAUAUGCUUCCUAUUUUAUAAAA